This is a messenger RNA of Cylindrotheca closterium, 678 nucleotides long. The record is from the annotation of a GenBank genome assembly. NCBI's taxonomy places the organism in Eukaryota, Bacillariophyta, Bacillariophyceae, Bacillariales, Bacillariaceae.
AUGAUUCCUCAAAUGAUUUUCAACGAUAACGACUUUCAAGACGACUUCCUCCUUCAUUCGCUCGUGGAAGACUUCAAUAGCAGCGACGGUGCCCUGACCACCAUCUCUGACGAAUCUUUGCCCGAUCUUCUUAUGGACGACAACAGGAGUUUCGAAGGCUUCUCUGAAGAACCAACUCCAUAUGAUGUCCUUUGCGGGCAAUCCCGAGCAUGUGCCAACCACAGCGGAAACAAGAGAUUCCAAGCUACUUUGGACAUGUAUGCCUCUAAAUAUGACGCUGCCAAGAGCAAGCAAGAAAAGAUGACGUUGACCAAGGAAAUUGUUGGAUGCAUUGCUGCCAAUGGUGGAAGAUUCCUCAAGUUCAAGAACAACAAGUGGGUCGAAAUUGCCAACGUUACAGCCCGUGACAAGGUCAGCCAUGCUCUUCGUACCAAGGUCCAAUCUUGGAAGCGUCAGCAAGGAAGCUCCUCGUCAAAGAAGGCCCCCUCCAUUCGCAAGCGUCGCCACAUCCGACGAAGCACACCAUCUGCAUCCACCCCCAGCUUGACCGAAUGCAAAGCAGUCUCGUUUGAUGGAAGCACCUCCUCUGCGGCUUCUGUAAUGGAUGAACUUCUCCGAACUCAACGAGAUAUUUUCGAAAAGCUGACUCAAGCGGAUGAAAUGCAUCCACUGAAGUAA